GUCGGAUCCUGGUUGGGAGGCCAUGUUGCGUACCACUCCGCGUGUCCGUGUCCUGCCUGCGAAGAUGUUGGAAAUAGCAUACGGGGAAAGAUCUUUUGCUUUGAUUUUUAAUCUUCAAGGAACACCUUGUUCCAGAUUAAAGAAUCGCGAGAGCUGAUGGAAGAGGAAUCCCUUCUUAAAUUCAACCAGUUUCGCCUCUAUUGAGCGAUUUCUUCUUAGCAGACAGAAUUCUUAGCAAGCUUGCAUGGCGUCUACCUGCCUCUGCUCGCCACGUCUCCCGGCUACGACUACGCCCUGAGCCCCCUCCUCGUCAGAGUCACGCCUUCUGGGUUGUCUGCUGACCCCAUUUGGGUUUGCUGCUUAUACUUAGCUCCACCUCAUGGCCACGCCCCCGAGGCAUUCUUCACCUCCAGCCUUCUGGGUUUGCUGUUCGUCUUCCUCUUGGCCCUGGCCACGCCUUGUGCCCCCUCCUCUCCCAAGCCACAUCCAGGUUUUCCUAUUUCCAGUUCCAUCCGCUAGCCAAGCCAGUCAGGCCUAGUCAGUCUCUAGUCUUGACCUCUAAACGGUCGUCAGCCCGCGCCCGUCCAGUCCCGGGGCCUCAGGCACUUUCCUAGGAAAGUAGGGAUUCUCAGCCGGCCUCUGAAAGUCGCGCCGGUUUGGCCAGUCCGACCACCCCAGCGCUGUCCAGGGAACGCGGCCUCGCCGCCACCGGAAGCGGAAGCGCGCGACAGCCGGACCAUGGCGACGCUGUUUGACCUCCCAGACUUGGUGCUCUUGGAGAUCUUCUCUUACCUCCCUGUCCGGGACCGGAUCCGCAUCUCCAGGGUCUGUCACCGCUGGAAGAAGCUAGUGGAUGACCGGUGGCUAUGGCGACACGUCGACCUGACGCUCUACACGAUGCGGCCGAAAGUCAUGUGGCACCUCCUGCGCCGGUACAUGGCGUCCCGGCUCCACUNGUUGCGCAUGGGCGGCUACCUGUUUUCUGGCUCUCAGGCCCCACAGCUGUCCCCCGCCUUGAUGCGGGCCCUGGGUCAGAAAUGCCCCAAUCUGAAGCGUCUGUGCCUGCACGUGGCUGACCUGAGCAUGGUGCCUAUCACCAGUCUCCCUAGUACACUGAGGACCCUGGAGCUGCACAGCUGCGAAAUCUCCAUGAUCUGGUUGCAGAAAGAGCAGGACCCCACGGUGCUGCCUCUGCUGGAAUGCAUCGUGCUGGACCGAGUGCCGGCCUUCCGUGAUGAGCAUCUUCAGGGCCUUACCCGCUUCAGAGCCCUGCGCUCGCUGGUGCUGGGCGGCACCUACCGGGUCACUGAGACCGGGCUAGAUGCCAGCCUGCAGGAGCUUAGCUACCUGCAAAGGCUUGAGGUGCUGGGGUGCACCCUGUCAGCUGACAGCACCCUGCUGGCCAUCAGCCGCCACCUUCGAGAUGUGCGCAAGAUUCGGCUGACCGUUGGGGGCCUCUCAGCCCAGGGCCUGGUCUUCCUGGAGGGAAUGCCUGUCCUGGAGAGUUUGUGCUUCCAGGGUCCCCUUAUCACCCCAGAAAUGCCCACACCUGCUCAGAUUGUGUCCUCCUGCCUCACCAUGCCUAAGCUCAGAGUGCUUGAGGUGCAAGGGCUGGGCUGGGAGGGUCAGGAAGCAGAGAAAAUCCUGUGCAAGGGCCUGCCCCACUGCAUAGUUAUUGUUAGGGCUUGUCCCAAAGAAUCCAUGGAUUGGUGGAUGUGAGGGCAUCACCCAUCCAUCUCUGGAACCUAACCUAGCUUGGAGAGUGACCUUACAAACAAACUGAAGCAUGUAAAUUCAUCAGGCACGAGGGAACUGGAAGUGUCAAGGAAAGGAAGCUAGGACCUUGGGGCUUCCUGAGCUGGGGUUAUCUGUAAUCUGGCUCACCUCAGACUGGUCAUCAAGCCUUUGGAAGGCUGCGUUCACACAUUUAGGAAUAGGCAUCAUAGCUACCUCAUGAUUCAUUUUAAAAUCUUUUAACACCCCCUCCCCCUCUUUCUUUUUCAGUACCUGGGACUCAAACCCAUGGCCUUAGGUCUGGUAGAGAAGCACUGCUGUGCUGCUGAGCCACCCCAGAGACCUUAGAGAGGGCUCAUUUUCAAGUGCAGGUGUGUGGGGUUCAGGGCUCCGAGGUUGGCCUGCUUUUCUACAUACAUGGUUGAGAGGCAUGGAGGGCAGGGGAGCAUGCUGUUGGAUUGUCCUAGUUUUCUAGAAGGUUCUCAGUCAUAUUUACUGUAUUUUGUAUCCUGCCUUUUUCAAGUUUUCUACAGCAUAUAUUUUACUAUUAAAAAUAAUGUUUUCCAAA
Messenger RNA from Mus caroli (Ryukyu mouse), 2302 nucleotides. The record is from RefSeq and is a predicted model, not a curated record. NCBI's taxonomy places the organism in Eukaryota, Metazoa, Chordata, Mammalia, Rodentia, Muridae.